UCAGCUCGCGUCGGACGUGCUCGCGAAUAUCAACCGUCAUGAAGUGUUUUGUUGUGGGAUUUUAGGUCCUAGAAACCCGUUUCAUUUGAAUCGUUAACAUCGGUGACGUUUGAUGUGCAUUCGCUCUUAACGUUUGUAAGUUGUUCUUUUCAUGUGUAUAACAUCGAUCCUGGCGUGGGCAGAUUUUGAACGCACAGAACGUGAUCUACGAAGGAAAAACGGAUUGCAUGUUAGUGAUGUAUAAAUAUGGCGUCCAAUGUUGGCCGUCACCUUGCCGCCGGAGCUGCAUAACUACCUGCUGCGUUCAAUAGAUUGUACAGUUCCAGGAUAAUCAUACAUGAAUUUAGUGGUUUUUGUACAGGCAAGCGGUUAUCUAUCACAAAGGGAAUAUUACUAGAAUAUGACAACCAAAGAUACUGAGACACCACUUCCAGUGCUCAAAUGUGAAUUUUAAAAUUUUUAACUCCAAAAACGAUCGCUCGACCCGAACAAACCACGCCAGGAGCAGUCGAAUUACCAUGUCAAAUAGCUGUGCAACUGACACCGCAACUCUAUCAACAAACUAUACCAUUGGUGUGUAAUUCUGGAACGCAUGCAAGCCAAUACAUCACGCAUCGUUGCCCAAUACCUCGGAGGGGGGAAGAUGUAUUAAAAAUUCCGCUUGUUGGCUUAAUUCUAUAUGCAAAAAAAAAUUACCAUAUUUUUUGUGCUCUUUGCCUUCAAACCAGUCUGCGCGAUCAGUGAUCUUACGGUGUGUUCCAGCUAUACGUGUGUCGGUUCACCAGUGUUUAAACCGCCGCAACUGUUCAUGAAUGUGUGCGUUUGAUCGUGCGCGCGUGAAGGUGUAUCAAUGAAGAAUUACUCCAGGAGAAUACCAAUUGCGCAAAACAUCAGCGGAUCGCACGAGGAAAAGUACGACCAAAGUGUUGUUAAAAAUAUUACAAAGAAAAGGAAACGUGUGGUAAGAAAACAACAACAGAAGAAAUAAUCCACUCUUUCUCUGUGCAUCUUGGUGACGGCAAGCUUCUUGCUGCAACGAGCGCGGCCGUUCGUUAUGCCAGGUGAGGCGGGUGAAAAGCCAACUUAACUAAACCCAAGUGAGUUCGACGAGGCUAUGAACAACGAACGGUCAUCUGAAAAGGAAAAGAAAACGCAUUCGUGCUGCCUUUUGGAAGAGUGCACAGUGGAAGUCCCGCCAGGAGAAGAUCAAAAUCAAUAGACCAUGUGAAACAGGACAAAUACCCCCAGACAUGCAUAAUGAGUCUACAGUACAAUCGACACGGGAGAAACAGCUCCCCAACAGUGUACCGGAAAACACGAAUCGCUCACCCUUGCACGAGGCGGCAUCGAAUGGCGACGAGGUGGCGGUGGAAGCACUGUUGGCUACUGGAGCCGACCGAAAUGCGAAGGAAUUACUGCAUGGCAAUACGCCACUGCACGAGGCCUCCUGGAAGGGUUACAGCCGCUGUGUAAAAAUCUUAUGUUCCUUGCCCAAAGUGCACAAACCGAUUAGUGCCAGCAACCACACGGGCGUUGGAGGUACUAAGCUGUCGAUCGAUCUAAUCAAAGACUCCAGCAAAAUCAAAAAUGUGCUACAAGAUACGAAAGGGGCGCUGCACAGUGCCCUUCUCGGAACCCGCAACUCUGGUGGAUUUUCGGCGCUACAUCUGGCGGCCCAGAAUGGGCACAAUCAAAGCUGUCGGGAAAUACUCCUAGCCGGAGCCGAUCCCGAUGUACAAAACAAUUACGGCGAUACCCCACUUCAUACAGCGUGCCGCUACGGACACGCCGGUGCCAUCCGAAUUCUUCUAUCGGCCAAAUGCGACUUUGAACGGAUCAACCUCAACGGCGACACGGCUCUGCACAUCGCCUGUGCCAUGGGUAGGCGUAAAUUGACCCGGAUUCUGCUCGAGGCGGGCUGCAAGCAAGACACUAAAAACGCCCAGGGUGAAACACCGAGGGAUAUCGCCAAUCGCAAAAAUCUGGUCGAAAUCAUCAACAUACUCAACACGCCGGCUCAGAUCUCAUCGCGACAAGCUCGCGAACGUAGUUCCAGCAGUUCCCACCGGAAGGAUCACGGUGUCAAAAAUGGGGAAAAAACACAGCACAACAAGGAGGACCGGAAAUCUCGCGAAAAAUCAAGAGGGCGAAGUAGUGGUCACGAUCCCCGGUACGAUGUUGACCCACAGCAUUGGUCCCCGUACGGAUGUCACUAUUUUCCGGAUCCACGGAACUUUCCUUCGCCCAAGCUGGAGACACUGCCCAAAGAACCAUUGGCUAAGGGAGAGCAGUACUUUCUCGAUUUGGCUGGUAACAUAAGAAAAGGACCGGUUGGCGUUGGGAACACCUGCUACUGUGCUCCAUUUUUCAAACAUUUGGAGCAGCGUAUGAACCAGAAUCGGAAAAGCAUCCGAAAGUAUGUUCAUCGUGCCACCGAGAAACUAGAUAGUAGGAUGACAGCGUUAGCAAUGAAAACAGAUGAUCAAAUCGAAGAGUUAACAAAGACUAUGAUUGCUAGCCGCGUACAAUGUGAGAACAAACGAUUGCACUUGGAACAAUGGCUGAAACGUGGUAUAGCGGAACGCUCUACUGGCCCUCAUAAUACCAAAACCAAAAAAGACGAAGCCAACACUAAUACCUUAACGCGUUGCCGCAGUCUAGAGCUGUUGGAUGGCAGCGACGACAUCCUUGUAGACCGUAUAAAAUCCUCAACGCCACAGUUCUCGCGUAGCAUCGAUUAUCUAGAUGCUCAAGACAACCUGUCAGAUCAUAGGCGACCUGAAUAUUCGGACCACUUUGAAAGUUCGAACAAUUCCAAUGUAAAAAAUCACUCAGAAAUAGAUGAACCAAACCGAAAAACGCAAUUGAAAAAGUUUGAUGCGGAGCAUCGGUUAAUGAAUGGUAGUAAACGAUCAUCCUCAAUCAGUCACUCCGGGCGGGAAAGCUAUUACUGCUCGGACAAGGAUAAUGACAAAGAGAAAAAUCAAGCGCACUUCCAGGAUCGGCUACCAAGCAACGCCUAUGGGGGUGGUAACUCAUCCAAGGAUGAGCGAAUGAUUGCUUCAUCUGCAGGUUCGUCCGGUUACGAUCACAAGAAUGAGAAAAUUAAAGUCACCGAACGACUGGAAGAGCUUCUGAGUAAAACUAAAAAAAUUCUCGAGUUAGAGAAGAUGAACAAGAAAAAACAUAGUGAUAACAAGUAUAUUCUGGCACUGGAUAGACUAAAGGACAUCCAUCAUUGCGAUAGUAAUCCUCAGGUGUAUCAACAAACAGCUUCAAAACAUGAGUCCAUGAAUCAUGGGUAUGAUAUCGCACAGGAAAUGGAAAAGAUUACCCAAUCAUUACUACCGGCAGCGCCAGUUUCCCCGGAAAUUUCCAAAGAUAUAACCACACGAAAAGAACGAACCUGUAAAAAUAGUAGUGGCGCCCAGGUUGCCACCGGAGUUACUAUUGGAAGUCCAGAUUCAACGCCUCACUCUACCAUGUCACCCAGUUCGUCAUUGCUAGGAGGUAACAGACAUUCCAAUCAUCUGAUGAGUAUUCACCCGGACGCGAUGGUUACUCAUAUGGCAUCCACUCACUUUUUUGAGGCAAUGUCGGAGCUGGCGAGCAACCAGGACUCAGAACAAGAACUGCAUGUGGACAGCGUGAAUGCUCCGAUGGUUAAUGGGUUUUAUGCAAAUAAUUGUUUUGAAGAUAUUCCUAGUUCAUCAAAUACCACUAUCAAAUCGGCUCCAAAUCACAGUAGAAAGAAACAACAAUCACAGAUGGAUGAAUUGAAUAAUGAUUCUAGUGAAAGCGAUGACGACGAAGUGGCUGAUGGCGACAUGGAGAAUAAAGAAAAUGCAGAAGGAUGUAAAUUUGAAGAUCGAGAAGAAGAGUGGGAAUCAGAUGAUCAAUGCGACCUUUCGGAUAUGGCAAAUCUUGCUCAGCUCAAGGAACUAAAAAGUAGAAUCCUGAAUGGCACAAACUGGAGAAGUCAAGUGCUGCAAAAGAGCGUUCACGAGCUUUUUCAAAAAGCUUCUGAGGAUAAAAAUGUUGUUGAAGAUGUGCAUCCGACAGUAACAGAUGAGAAAGAGCGAAAUAGUGCUGAUAGUGCAGAAACGAAUCGUGUGAAAUAUAUUAUUUCUAAACUUCAAAAUAGCUCUAUCCAACAAGUGGAUCCACCCAAAAGUCAAGCUCCGUACGUUCAAGAUGAUAAUUACUCAGAUACUAGUGAAGAGGAUGAUUUGGACUGCGUUGAUGGGCCACCUCCACUAGUCGAACGUCCGGUUACUGCCAAAAGUCUUAUAGAAAUGUACGAAAAGGCACUUCCAAAGGUUGAAAACCAUCCAGUGGCUGCUGUUCGGCAACAGUUUUUCAUACCAAAAGAUGCUUAUUUUCAUGAACUGCCAAACAAACCAAAACCUCCUAUGAAACCACCAGACCUAACCUCACAACUAUCACAUGCAGCCGUACCAGCUGAACAAAUGUCCCUUACGGCUCAUGCCAGAAGCCGAAACCCGCUUCCAUCUUACCUGAAUGACAAUGAAAUUUUUAACCCCAAUCAAAACCAAUAUCCAACCGUGAGCAAUUUUCACAGUAGACUGAAUCCUUCUCAUCAAUCCACUCCAGCUCUACACUAUCCUUCCCAGUCACCACCGUUUAUUAAUGGAAAUGACUACUUGUCCUCCUACCAGGCGCACUACGUACCACAGAUGCCAUUGCAGGAAAAACUACUCUCCAGUCGCAAAUACAUUAAACCAUCUGCUUCCUUCGCGAUUUCUGGCGGAAGCACGGGGACUCCAUCGCCUGAAUUUCCUUAUCAGCUUAGUGGGUCUAACCAGUCACAACAUCCAACACAGCUGCAUCUACCACAACAUCACCAUCAUCAUCAUUAUCAACAACAACAACAACAGCAGCAGCAGCAGUUCCGCAAAUCCCAGGAUAACCUUUCUAAUGACGACUCCGGAUAUAUCAGUGCCAAAGUAAGUGAAAUUCAUGGACCAGUGAUACCACACACCACAAACAGUGGCAGCUCUUCGCCAAUGCUGCAACAGCCCCCGCCGAUGGAGGUCAUCCCCAUGCCACGUCAGUUUAUACCUUACCAUUUGGGCAACGGAACGACUGGCUUGCUAGAUGGUGCCGUAGGCGCGCACAACAACACGACCACCGGAUCGACGUACGACGAACAGCAACACUAUAAUCUUGGUGCUUCGAGUUUAGUGUGAAACGUGUUAUUGAUUUAGUAAAGCAUAGUUAUAUUUAAAUUUGUACAAAGUUUUAAACAAUGCUUAACCUACCCAUUUUUAAAUUAUUAAACUUCAGCAGAAUUUAGAAUUAUUCUAUUGCUGAGCAGAAAGAUAAUCUUUUACACAGCAAAUGUAUACUAUUUUAAAACUGAAUAAAGUGUUUUAAACUGUGUUUUAUCGGACAUUUUAUUAUGCCAGUCGCUGUGCAUUG
Messenger RNA from Wyeomyia smithii (pitcher-plant mosquito), 5442 nucleotides. RefSeq lists its product as uncharacterized. The record is from RefSeq and is a predicted model, not a curated record. Gene Ontology annotation, molecular function: protein binding. Lineage: Eukaryota; Metazoa; Arthropoda; Insecta; Diptera; Culicidae. The transcript is spliced from 8 exons. Bases 1251 to 5210 code for a protein of 1319 amino acids.